This is a messenger RNA of Parus major (Great Tit), 2983 nucleotides long. RefSeq names its product prominin-1-A-like. Gene Ontology annotation, molecular function: cholesterol binding. The transcript is spliced from 23 exons. The record is from RefSeq and is a predicted model, not a curated record. Gene Ontology annotation, cellular component: microvillus; cell surface; apical plasma membrane. Lineage: Eukaryota; Metazoa; Chordata; Aves; Passeriformes; Paridae. Bases 183 to 2840 code for a protein of 885 amino acids.
GGAUGGAGCCACGCGGCGUGGGAAAGCUCUGCGGGGAGCGGGGAUGGAGCCGAGAGGGCGCCCAGCCUUGGAGAAAAAAUGCUGUCUGUGGGGGCCGGGAGGCUGUUCAUCGCUUGGGGGGACCGGGACGCGUGUGAAAAAUGCUGGGUUUGCCGCAGUGCUCCAUUUCGGAAGGUUUUUAGAUGCAAAACCUGCUUCUGUGGCUACAGCUGGUUUGUGUUGAAAUUGUGAACGGCUCAACGCGUCCCAUCCCGAAGGGAUGCAGAUGGUGUGGGGCGCAGCGGGCGGGACGGCUGCCCUCGGGAUCACCCCGGGCCACCCAGCUCCUGGGCUGGGGCAGGAGGAAACCAGCAUGGGCAGGGAAGCUUAGCGGAGGGCGAGGAGAGGGACCCUUCCCGAUGCCUGAGUCGGGACAGGUCGCUGGUGACCCUGCCCCGGAGGCGGCCCGAGGUGGCCGGGUGCCAAGAGCCGUAAGGGGCAGGGUGGGGCGAUCCCGGCAUCGCCUCCUGCCCCGGCAAACAGCUUGUCAGCAGUCAUCGCUGAAACUUAAACAAACCACAGACCUGGCCACUGGCACGGUGCGGCCGGACCCUGCCGCAGCCGUGGGCGCAGAGAGGUGUCAGAGGACAGGGGCAGGCUGGGUGGUCCCGUGCACCGACGACACCAACAGCUCCUCCCGGUGCCAAGGUGUCUACAGGAGCUGCUGCGAUGGAGCUGGGGAACAUCUCGAAGCCCACGUACGGCCCUGGCCCGGAGGCGCCGGGGAGCAGCACGCCGGGGCUGGUGACAAUGGCACACGGCUUCCUGCGGCUGGUGCAGCCCAACCCCCUGCCCAUAGGGCUGGUGGUGUCUGUGCCCUCAUCAGCAAUGCCCGCUUCUCCCAGGCUGUGAAGAGCACCUUCCCCAAUGUGAACAGCACUCUGCAUGACGUCCACACCUACGCGGCCUCCAUCCCCCAGCAAGUCGAUUUUAUCAUCAGCAGGAGCGAUGUCCCGCUGGACUAUGCCAACCACAGCCUCCAGGACAUUGGGCCCAACUUGGGCGCUAUGAUCACCUCGCGCAUCAGGAGCAGCAUGGACGGGGCUCUGGGAUCUCUCCAGAACCUUUUGCAAGGGGUGGAGACACUGAAGGACACCUUUGGCAACAUUGCCAUCAGUCGCUCAGACCUCGAGGAGCUGCAGGGCAACUACAGCCAGCGGUUGAUCAGCCUGCAGGACAAGCUCAACCACACCCUGCAGAACUGUGGCCUCCCCUGCAGCCAUGUGUCCCUGGAUGGGCUCACCUUCACUGCCAACUUCAGCACGAUCCCAGGUGUGGAGCAGCAGCUGGAGGCCCUGCAUGAGGUCUCUGACUCAAACAUAGAGACUGAUUUAGAGGAGGUUAACAGAACACUGGAGAUGAUCCCUGACAAGGUGCAAGAGCAGUCCCAGGAAGUGGUGGCAAAGAGCCAGGACCAGCUGGGCCUCAUCAGGCAGGAGAUCAGAAGCUUGCAGGAAGAGUUGCCGCUCCUGGAUGUGGAGGAGAAAGUUGAGGCCUUUGUGAAUGAUACCACAUCAGUGCUGGAGGAGUACAGGGAGCCAGUCAUUGCCUGGGAUGGGCUCAGGUUGAUUGUGUGUACCCUUCUGUGCUGCACAGUGCUGCUGGUGGUCCUCUGCAAUGUUUUAGGGCUGCUGCUGGGGCCCCUGGGGCUGAAGGAAGGUGUGCUGCCCACACAGCGCAGCAGCCUCUCCGAUGCUGGCGGGAACUUCUUCAUGGCAGGGGUUGGCUUCAGUUUCAUCUUCUUCUGGCUGCUCAUGCUGCUGGUGAUGAUCAUCUUCGUGCUGGGGGGCAACAUUUACAUGCUGUUCUGUGAGUCCUGGCGCAACCAGCAGCUCUUCCAGCUCCUGGACACCCCUGGUGUGAUCCCAAACUUCAAUCUCUCAGAGCUGCUGGGCCUGAAGGGUGACACGGCAAACUUCUCAGAGAUAUACAGGCAGUGCCAGCAAGAUGCUUCCCUGUGGCAAACUCUGCACUUAGACCAGAGCAUGUCCCUGGAUGAGCUCUUGAAUAUCAGCCAGUACACAGGAAACAUCUCCACAGUUUUCGAGAAGAUGAACAUCACCCUAAGCCCCAUCUUCCUGCUCAGCCAGAGCCAGAAAGACCUGCUGCUGAAUGCCAGUCGGGCCGGACAGCCCCCCAACUUCACCCUCACCCUGGAGCAGCUGGAUCAGAAUAUGACCCAGGGAAGCCUCCUGGAUCUGGCUGCAGAGUUGGAGCAGCUGGCAGAAGAAGCGGGCGCGGAUGAGAAGGUGGCCCUGGAAGAUAACGCUCGGGAACUGAGGGAGCUGGAAAAGGAGAUGCAGGCGAGCUUCUCUGGGCCACUGCAAAGUCUGAAGGAGAACAUCCACUCAGUGCAGCGUGGGGCUGCCCAGCUAGAGGGACAGACAACAGCUGCGCUGGACAAAGCCAGCAAAACCCAGGAGUUCCUGGAGAGGGAGACACCAAACAUCAUCAAGAAUGAGACAUGGGCCUUCCUGGAGCAGCUGUUGGAUUUCUUUGAAACCUACAUUUCAUGGGCCAAGAGCAGGGUGACAGAAGAUGUGGCACGUUGCAAGCCCAUAGCUCAGUCCUUGGAUAAUGUGGAGGCCAUUGGCUGUGACUAUAUCAUGGACUCUGUGAAUGCCUUCUGGUUCAGCCUGGGCUGGUGCACCUUGUUCCUGCUGCCCAGCAUCAUCCUGGCUGUCAGACUUGCCAAGUUUUACCGCCGCAUGGAUAUUGCUGAUGUGUACAGGAAUGAAGACUUUGAGAUGCCACCAACAUUCUACUCCUACAAAAUCCCCAGGCCUUCUACAAGGCAUUAACUCCCAUCACCCACAGAUGGAGGAGGAAAUGGACAGACCCCCUCACUUGAAAAAUGUGAUUAUUUAUUUUUGCAGGGAGCCUACCUCUUUCCAAGGCUGUAAUUUUUGGUGUCAAACAAUAAAUGGUGUGUUUGUGUGCAGUG